Penicillium egyptiacum is the source of this 1485-nucleotide messenger RNA. NCBI's taxonomy places the organism in Eukaryota, Fungi, Ascomycota, Eurotiomycetes, Eurotiales, Aspergillaceae. The record is from the annotation of a GenBank genome assembly.
AUGGCAACUCUCGAUUCCGUCCAGCUUCUUUCUGAAGCAGCAUUUGGCUGUGUACAUCUUGCGGCUAUUCUCUCCAAGGACGAGAAGACUGCUGGCCAGUUCAGAGAGGAAUUCUGCAAGCAAUACAAAUUGCUAGCUCCGUACUCGAAGACAGAGACGGUUGCUGUUCCAACCACUGGCCUCCGAACUGUGGCGUCCCUCAAGCCGAAGUAUCACUGUUUGAGUUGCGCAGAAGUAUGCCUGGGUUCCAAGCGAGCGGAACAUACUGCGGCGACUGGGCAUGUAUUUUAUAUCGAGUCUCGCAACCGCUUUGUCUUCUGUGAGAAGUGUGUCGAUUUCAUCUAUGAUCACACCCUGGACAGACUCCGUGGCCCUUCUGGCAAGUUUGAAGCCAUUGAUGGGCGAUCUAUUUGGGCCGAAGACUCGGUCUCCGAGGUCUACGUCAAGAACAAUGCUUACAAGAACCCGUGUGCCAUCCGCGGCGCUCGGGGUGUUUGGAACAUGGGUCAAACGUGCUACCAAGCUUCUAUCUUACAGGCUCUGCUACACGACCCUAGCCUCACUGCUUAUUUCCUGGGAGGUGGCCAUGACGUCCACACAUGCAUAAUCAAGGACUGUCUCGCCUGUGCGACUGCUGAAGUCUUUAUGGAAUUCAACAGCGCGGAGAAGAAUGAAGCAGUCUCUGCAGCCAUGCUUCUUCACCAUGGUUGGCAGAAAUCCAAGGAAAUGCGUGGAUACCGCCAGCAAGACGCCCACGAAUACUUCCAAUUCCUUGUCAAUGAACUGCACUCAUCCACCCCCGGACAUGUGGAGAGCUAUGACAAGCCAUGCGAGUGCUUCUUCCAUCAGAUGUUCUACGGCGAACUGCGCAGCAGCGUCAUGUGCCAUAAAUGUGGCCAAACCACCAACACCCACGACCCCAUGGCCGAUCUGAGUCUCGAUGUCCAGCUUCAGCAAAAGAAGCGCAAGCUUGGUCGCUCUACUUCUUCUUCUACUACUGGAACCCUCCUUGGCUGUCUGGACAGCUUCACCGCCGCUGAAGAUCUCCACGCCGAUGCUGCUUACCACUGCGAGAAGUGUGGUAACACUCCCCAGAGGGCUUCGAAGCGCCUGCAGAUCCGCAAACUCCCUGUUAUGCUUUGCAUGCAACUGAAGCGUUAUGAACACUCCUCUAACUCAUCCGAAAAAAUGAAUGGUCAUAUCGACUUCCCUUUGUCUGUGAACAUGUUACCUUACACCGUCAGAAAGGACAACCUUCCUGUUGACAUGUCGAAUUACAUAUACGACUUGUCCACGGUUAUCGUCCACCAAGGGACAAUGGACUCUGGACAUUACUAUGCCUACACCCGUAUUGAAAACGACAAGUGGGUACUGAUGGACGACAAUAAGGUCACCGUCGCCGGUGUGGCCGAAGUCCUCCGCCAGGAUGCCUAUCUCCUGUUUUACAGCGCUCGUUAUCUCCGGGCCGAGAAGAAAAAGAAGUAG